Molecule: messenger RNA, 1293 nt
Organism: Mercurialis annua (annual mercury)
Lineage: Eukaryota; Viridiplantae; Streptophyta; Magnoliopsida; Malpighiales; Euphorbiaceae
Product: F-box/kelch-repeat protein At3g06240-like
Exons: 1
Coding region: 1-1158 (385 amino acids)
Molecular function (GO): protein binding
Source: RefSeq, a predicted model, not a curated record
AUGUCACAUUAUUUCUCUGAAGAAUUAGUGGUCGAAAUCUUGAAGAGACUACCCGUAAAAUCUCUACUCAAAUUUAGAAGCGUUUGCAAAUCAUGGUACUCUCUAAUCACCAACCUUAAAUUCAUUUCUCUUCAUAUUGCUCAUACUAUUGAAGCCAACAAAACCUACUCACUUGUCACAAAGAACCCUACUCCUUAUACAUAUCCUAGCAAACAACAACUUGUUUUGCAUAGUGAUAAUGUCUCAUUUAGUGAGCAUAAAGAACUCGAUUUACGUUCUUUUUACAUUGUCUCUGCUCCCCAUGUCGAAUUUUUGUUUGACAUAGUCGGUUCAUAUAAUGGUUUGGUUUGUUUGUCUGAUCAAAGAUUUAAUCGCCUGAUUUUGUGGAACCCGGCAAUUGGCAAGUUUAUUACAACAUCGCUAUGGGAGGAUUAUGACCGGACUGUCAUUGUUGGAUUCGGGUUUGAUAGCAAGAAUAUAGACUACAAAGUGGUGAGGAUUUCUUAUGGCUAUACAAAUUCAGGUGCUCCAUCAAAACUUAUCCAACCAUUUGUUGAGAUUUUUGAACUUAGUUCGAGUUCUUGGAAGACCGUUACCGUCAAGCAUCUAAAUUAUGUUGUUCGCGCUUACCAAUAUCCUACUUAUUUGAAUGGCGUCGUUCAUUGGUUUGCACAAAUAUACAGUGGGAUCUCUAGAAAAUUAAUCAUAGCAUCAUUUGAUUUGAGCAACGAAGCAUUUGAAGAACUGAUGCUCCCUGAUGCGCUACCUGAUCAAUCUGAUUACAUUAAUCUUUCUUUAACAGUGUACCAUCAGAAAUUCGCUAUAAUACAGUAUGAACAAUGGAAACUGGGUAAGUUUAAUUCCCUCUAUUUUGAGAAAUGUUGUAUUUGGGUAAUGAAAGAGUAUGGUGUACGAGAAUCUUGGACCAAACAGCUUACCAUAGAUUUAGAAAAUCAUGGAGGUUCGUCGUCGGUGCUCAACUUUCAAGGGAAUGGUAGCAUUCUUGUUGAGGAACGUGAUGGUUCGAUAGCUUCUUAUGACCCUGAGACAAAAAAGGUCACUUCUCUUGGAGUCCGAGGAUCUAACUUUCAAGUGUAUUCUUACAUAGAGAGCCUUAUUUUACUCGAGGAAGGAAAAAGGAAUGGAAUGAACCAAUAGAAGAUUAAAGGCGGAACCAGGGUAGAGCGAGAAUCUCAUGACCGGUGCUUCGCACCAACACCAUGGUUGUUCUAGUUAGCGAUUAGAGUACUGAGUAUUUACAUCCCCACUUGAAAUCAAAAAUCCGCCAUAAAA